CGGGUCGCACAGUCCACUUCCAACGGUCGCCAUGUUCUCUCUCGCGUUCAUCACCCUCGCCGUCUCGGCCGCCCUCUCCCUCGCGACCCCCGCGAAGCGCGCCCCUGCGCUGGAGGUGUCCCUGACAGCCCCGGCCAACGUCAACUCCAUCGACGACAUCAAGGUCACCGCUGCUGUUACCAACACGGGUUCCGAGGAUCUCAAGGUCCUCAAGUACGGCACCGUCCUGGACAGCGAGAUCCCGACCCGCUCGUUCACCGUCAGCCGGGAUGGUGUCACGGCCGACUUCACCGGUGUCAAGCUCCAGCUCGACAUCGACUCCCUCGACGACUCCGCCUUCACGGUGAUCCCCGCCGGCGAGACCAUCCUCGUCGAGCACCAGGUCGCCUCGCUCUACAACUUCGAGAAACUCGGUGCGGGUGCAUUCGAGUUCGAGCCGGUGACUACCUUCCAGGUCAUCGAGGCGGAUGCGGAGCCGCGCGCGUUCAAAGUUGCCGCGCAGAAGGUGAAGGUCAACGUCGAGCAGGACGUUGCGAAGCGUGAGAUCGCCGUCGCGCACGAGAAGCGCGCCCGCGUCUCGUGCUCAGACAGCAGCAGGAACAGCUUCAUCGCUUCGAGCUUCUCUGAGGGUAGGAGCCUCGCCUCCAUUGCUUCUAGCUACGUCUCAAGCAACGGCGCCGACACGCUCUUCAGGUCGUACUUCGGCACGACGUCGACCUCUACCGUGCGCAGCGUCCUGAGCGCCGUCGCCAACGAGAACUCGAGCAGCCGCACGCUCAACUGCGUCGACCCCUACGGCUACUGCACUAGCGGUGUCAUCGCUUACACCCUCACCGCCACGACCAACGUUUACUUCUGCUCGCUCUUCUUCCAGGAAGUGCCGAACUCACGCCUCUGCAGCGGCACUACAGUCGCCUCGCGCAACAUCCGCGGCGGCACCGUUCUGCACGAGCUCACCCACGCGCUGUCGGGCACUGAUGACGUCGGCUACGGGUGCUCGUUCGACCGGAACCUCGGACAGACCAGCCCCAGACAGGCCGCGAUCAACGCUGACAACUACAACUGCUUCGCCACUCAGGUCUACCAGAACACGCAGUGCUAAGUGCACGUAGGGCAGCCUGAAGCAGGUAGUUUCAUCAGCUCCAGGUCAUCUGCUUCGUAGAUCAUGUACUCGUCAUUCAUAAUCAUGUUGUAGUCUCGCGAUCUCUUAUGAGAGGAUAAGAUGUGUAUUAUCGU
This is a messenger RNA of Trametes versicolor FP-101664 SS1, 1236 nucleotides long. RefSeq names its product Metalloprotease. The record is from RefSeq and is a predicted model, not a curated record. Gene Ontology annotation, biological process: proteolysis. The coding region runs from base 32 to 1102 and encodes 356 amino acids. Gene Ontology annotation, molecular function: metalloendopeptidase activity. The transcript is spliced from 7 exons. NCBI's taxonomy places the organism in Eukaryota, Fungi, Basidiomycota, Agaricomycetes, Polyporales, Polyporaceae.